Messenger RNA from Carassius carassius (crucian carp), 4266 nucleotides. RefSeq names its product Fanconi anemia group A protein (gene fanca). Gene Ontology annotation, biological process: interstrand cross-link repair. Gene Ontology annotation, cellular component: Fanconi anaemia nuclear complex. NCBI's taxonomy places the organism in Eukaryota, Metazoa, Chordata, Actinopteri, Cypriniformes, Cyprinidae. The transcript is spliced from 42 exons. The record is from RefSeq and is a predicted model, not a curated record. Bases 109 to 4254 code for a protein of 1381 amino acids.
UGUUCAGGGCGCGGGUCGGCGGAUGAAGUUCAUGUGUGUACUUGUGCCUUUUGUCUGUGUAGUUCACUUCCACGCGGGAUCGAAUGGAUUGAUUCAAACUCUCUAAACAUGUCGCGCGCGCCAUCAGCCGGAGAAGACUCCGCGCGCUCCGCCUCUUUCACAGCUCUGCUCGCGCGCAGGCCGGUGAAGAGAGCCCGAGCUGAUCUACAGGAGUCAUGUGUGGAGCUGCUGAUGAGACACCAGAACACAUCAGAGCUGCUGCUGGAGAUCACUUCACAUGGUAAAACGAGAAGCACCAGCUGUGAUGGACAUGAAGAGCACAACACGGGCGUCCAGACGUCUGUUCUGGAGGAUGAGCUGCGCAGGCGAUCGGAGCAGAUGGGGGUUCCCGUCGGGCUGCUGUCAGCCAGGGUUUUGCUGGAAAACAUUGAGGAUCUGAUCAGACAGACGGACACAAACACAGAACAUGUGUUACUGAGCAGCAAACAGAGAUCUGACGUGUGUGCCUUACUGAAGUCAGCCCAAGCGCUGGUGUCCGCUGGAUUACUGAGUCCCGAGCUCCUCUGGCAGGAUUACUGGAAGCUUCAGCCCGUGCUGGAGGUGAUUUAUCAUCUGCACACUCACAACAUCCUCACGCUGGACUUCAUGCUGGAAAGAGAUGCAGCUGUGAGAUCAUGGAUCACUGAUCAGCUGAAAGCUUUGUGUGCGUCCAUGAAAACCUCCCCGGAUGACCAUCAGAUACAGCAUCAGAUCCUCUCGGCUGUGGUGUGUGUUCUGGUGCGGAGGGCGUUCGAGGACUCCAGUCAUGAACUCUGUCAGACGUGCUGCUGGAUCCUGGACGCCAUGAUCUCAUGUAAGACUCACAUCACGCUGAAGCACACUGGGACAUGGCUGCUGGACUCACACACGUCAGCCGCUGGCUUCUGGCUUCAGGUGUUUGACGUCUCAGUGUUUGCUGGCUGUGUUACUCAAGACACAGUGCAGCGGUUCUUCACACACACACUCAUGCGUGUCCUUACACACCGACCCGUGUUUAAAGUGUCAGAUGUCAUCGCUGUGCAGAGUGAAUGGAGCUUUGCUAAAACGCUUCCAUUAUUGACGGCUCUUUUUUCGAAGGUGUGUGUUGUGUUCAGUGUGGAGUGUGUGCUGAGUCAGAUGCAGCAGGUCUUAGAGACUCAUGAGGUGAACUGGCGUCACGUUCUCUCGUGUCUGUCUCAUCUGCUGAUAUAUCACGGUCAGACACAGAGCUGCCUCACAGACCUGCUGUCCAGGCUGCUGAGAUCAGCAUUUGACCGCUACGAUGUGGAGAAGAUGAUAACGUUGUUCCUGUUGGCCCGUCAGGCGUCUCUCGAGGGUCCCGCUGUCUUUCCCUCAUACAGUGAUUGGUUUAAAUUGUCCUUUGGUGGCUCCAGCGGUUAUCAUGCUAAAAGCAAGAAGUCCACUGCGUUUCUCCUGAAGUUCCUGUCAGACCUGGUCCCUUAUGAGCCACCACAGUAUCUAAAGGUUCAUGUGAUGCAUCCUCCGUACAUCGGAGGAAAGUAUCGCUCUCUUCUGCAGGAAUACAUCAGCCUUGCCAAGACACGACUGAGAGAUCUGAAGGUCUCGCUGGAGGAGACGGGGAUCUUCGAGGUGGUGAAUGGAUCUGCUGGUGUGGUUGAAUGUCCAGCACAGCAGGAUGUUGAGAAGGCCUUAACCCUUUUCAUGACCACCAGUAAGAUCCCAGCAACAGUGAUCGAGGCCAGUAUUUUUAGGAGGCCGUAUUUCCUGUCUCGAUUCCUCCCUGCUCUCCUCUCUCCACGUGUGCUUCCUGUGAAGUCAGACGCCAGAAUGAUGUUCAUUGAGGCCUUGAGAAAGGCAGAUAAGAUUCCCGCCGCCCUGUACACGUCAUAUACAGAAUCCUGUCAGAGAGAGACGUACAGACAGAAAGAAGGUGUGUUUGAGUCGAGUGAGGACGAUCACCUGCUGGUUCUACAGGAACAGUUCCUUCAUCUGAGGAGAAUGAUGACUGAUGGGGCCACUGACGGGGAUGUUUGUGCUCAGCUGUCCAGGAUCUCUCUGACCUUGAAGAAUGAGCGUGCUGAUGAAGAGACAGGAAGUGAUGUCAUCACACUGAACCGGGAGUCACCUGAUUCAGCACACGCUGCUGUCACCAAUCUGAUCUUACACAGCUUCUGUCUGUGUUUACUGGACGCGUCCAAAGUAAAGCCUCCCAACAGGCAAGGCUCAUGGCCCAGUGUGUUUGUGAAGGUCCUGCUGGCUCACAGGUGGCUGGUCUCAGCUGUGAUACACAGACUGUGGGAUCUGCUUCAGCACCAGGGCAGUGCUCUGAGUGCGGCUCAUGUGUUGGGUCUGGCGGCGCUGCAGGUGGAGCUGCAUCACUGCAGACACAUGUGUCCUCCGCUGCAGCUGAUGGGCUCUUCUGCAGACGCUCUCUCUGUGUCCCAGUGUCUCUCUGAUGCUCUGAUCUGCUCCACACGCUCACACAUGGCCCUCUGCCUCAGGUUCUGUGUGGCCGUUCUCUCUUAUGGGCUGUGCAGAGCCAAUGCUCAGUCAGAAGAACUACACCACUUUAUCCCAGAAACACUUUAUAAAAAGGCUCAGUAUGUGAUGGCCAGACUCGUCCCAGAGACUCGAGCGCACCUGAGUGAGGAGUACGAGUCUGAUCUGCACACCGAUGCGUCUGAUCUCAGCGGGACAGUCCAGGAGUCUGCUGUGGCUCUGUGGAGAAACACACAGAUCAGAUCGCUGAAGAAACAGCCGCAGUAUCAGCUCUCCUUCUCUGAGUGGCUCUCAUCUGAGCUCGGUGUUCAGCGGAGCCGAGACGCACUGACAGACCUGGAGAGGCAGGAGUACGAGCAGUGGGCAUGUGAACAGUAUUAUCUGCACAUGUCUGAACAUGAUGGAGGCUGUGACGGAGACGUCACCCGAAUCUGCGCUCGCAUCAUCACUGCUGUUCUCGACCGACACACAGCGUCACGGACAGCAGGAAGUGCCCAUGAACUCACAGAUGGCUGUCUGCCUGACCUUCUGUCACUCUUACAGACACUGUUGUAUGAAGUGGCGGUUACUGGGCAAAACACAUCAGAUGAGACGGGUCACUUCCUCUGGGACGUGUUUGACAGCAGGUGCUCAGUGACCCCUGACCCCGACAGCAUUGGACAGGAGCUGAGCGAUCAGCAGACGCUUCAGGACGUCAGCCGGGUUCUCGUGCUGGUUCCUCCGGUGAUGCUGCUGACCGUCAGAACCGACCGAACAGGAAGGAGAACUCUGGACUGCCAUCGAAUGAUCAACCACAUCAACCACGUUCAGAGGAGGGCGUGUGGUCCUGCUGCUCUUCUGUCUUUCCAACUCACGGCUCACUUCCUCAAAGCGGUGGUGAGUGGCAGUGUGAGCUGUGAUUGUCCGGCUGACGCAGUGAACCUGUGUCUGUCUCUGUUCCUCACCGAGUGUCCGCUGCUGCUGCUGUCUGCCGCGCGCUGGUGGACGCGUCUGUCGGCCGCCGUCAGCUCACAGUGGAGGCGUUUGACGGGACGGGACGCUCUGCCAGAACAGCUGCAGAUGCUGGAGGACAGCCACAGCUGGAGCAGACGGGCGUGUGUGUCACCUGUGCCGUCGGCUCCGUCCUGGCUGCUGGCUGCAUGUCUGCACGCGUCUCUGAGGAGGUCAGACUGUGAGACGGAGGACGUCAGAAGCCUCGUCACACAGCUGCUCCACACACACAGACCGGUCCUGCUCUUCUUGUUUGUCUCCAGUGUAACGGAGCUGAUCUCUGCUCACCUGAAUCAGCAGGCCGCGCCGUGUUUGGAGCGCGUCAGAGACGUGUGCGUGUGUCUCCUCUCUCAUCUGCUGGAUGAUUCUGAUUGGCUGCUGCUGUUUGAUCAGUCUGGAUCAGAUCACAGACUGUCCCACUUCCUGUCUCGUGUGAUGUCACAGCAGACACUCAGACUGAUGCCGUUUGCCUUUUACAGCAUCCUCAGGGGUGUGGAGUCCGAGGUUCUGCCGGGGACGAGCCGAUCUCCUGGCUUCCUCUACAGCGCGGCCGUGUCCUACAGGGAGCUCAGCAGACUCUUCCUGGACGCUCGGCCCUCGGACGGCCCGCAGCAGCAGGUCCUGCUGGAGGCCCGGCGCAUUCUGAUGAGCAGCAUCUCGCUGAGCUCACCGGGCUGCCUGACGCUCGGCCAGAGGCGGCAGCUGCAGUCUGAAUACGAGCAGCUGGAUUCAGAGAUCUCAGCGGCGCUCGGUGCCCUCACAUGAGACGCCAUCAGA